Molecule: messenger RNA, 1914 nt
Organism: Pleurotus ostreatus (oyster mushroom)
Lineage: Eukaryota; Fungi; Basidiomycota; Agaricomycetes; Agaricales; Pleurotaceae
Exons: 9
Coding region: 1-1914 (637 amino acids)
Biological process (GO): translational initiation
Cellular component (GO): cytoplasm; eukaryotic translation initiation factor 3 complex
Molecular function (GO): translation initiation factor activity
Source: RefSeq, a predicted model, not a curated record
AUGGCUCAACAGCGUAUGCCUCUAUGGGCCGCAGAAGCUGACAUCGAGGAAGACAUCCACGAUGUCGAUCUCUCACUAGCAAUUGGGAACUAUGGCCAGGGUGCCUACGAUGAGGCCCAAAUUCAGCCUACCCAAAUAACAGAAGCUACUCUGAUGGCAGUUCAGCAACAUAUGGCGCAGCAAGCGGCGUUCUCACAAAUACCAGACGCAGUGAAAAAUUUCAUAAUUCACUUCCACCGCGCCGUUCUCGACAACAACCUUGCUGAGAUCACCGUCGCAUAUGAGAGCGGCUGGAACAAGUUCACCGAAAAGUUCUACGCUAAGACGGAAUGGCCGGAGGCAGAAGUCAUUGCACCUCUCGUGAACGACGAUCCCAUAUUCCUCAUCCUCUAUCGCGAGCUCUACUACCGCCAUGUCUACUCUCGUCUGUCACCAAACAUCGACGAUCGCUUCCACUCUUACGAAAACAGCUGCGAAUUGUUCAAUUACUUGCUCAAUUCGGACGGACCCGUAAAACUUGAACUCCCGGAGCAGUGGCUGUGGGAUAUCAUCGAUGAGUUCAUCUAUCAAUACCAAUCCUUCUGCGCAUGGCGCUCCAAGGUCAAAUCAAAAACGGAUGAUGAGCUGGGUCUACUGGCCGAGGGAGGAGGCGUCUGGAGCUCUUACAGCGUCCUCAACGUCCUGUACUCACUCAUCCAAAAAUCCAAGGUCAACGAGUACAUCACCGCCCAGCAGGCUGGAAAAUCUCCCGAGGAGAUCGCGGAGAUCGUCGGCGAGUAUGGUGUUUUCCCUCUCUACCGCAUGCUCGGCUACUUCAGUAUCAUCGGACUCCUACGCGUGCACGUCCUCCUCGGUGAUUUCACGCUGGCGCUCAAGGUCAUGGAGAACGUUGAACUGAACCAGAAAUCGCCUUUUACCCGUGUAACGGCCUGCCACGUCUCUACGUACUACUACGUAUCCUUCUGCUACAUGAUGCUCCGCCGCUACCCCGACGCCAUCCGGACCAUAGUAACGAUCCUCAACUUCAUCAUGCGCAUGCGUCAGUACCACACCCGGAGCUACCAAUACGAUCAAAUCAACAAAACAGGCGACCGAAUGUAUGCUAUGUUCGCCAUGUGCAAUGCUCUGUCGCCCAGCAGGUUGGACGACAACAUUGCCAACAUCGCAAAAGAGAGAUACGCUGAUGCGUAUACGAAGAUGGCUCGUGGAGGUGACGAUGCGCUACCGGCAUUCGAGGAACUCUUCAUUCACGCCUGCCCGAAGUUCAUCACUGCCAAUCCCCCACCGUACGACGAUCCGCAAGCCCUCGCCGUCCUCCUCUCCCCAUCCUCCCCAUCCCCCAACACCCCCGCCCCCUCCGUCCAACAAGACUCUUCGCAGCGCCACCUCGCCCUCUUCCUCGCCGACGUAAGCGCGUCUGCGCAAGUCCCCACACUCCGCAGCUUCCUCAAGCUCUACACCAGUCUCGGGACAUCCAAGCUAGCCAAUUUCCUGGACACAGAUGAGGAGGAGAUGAUUCAGGAGAUGAUGGUUAUGAAACAAGCCAGUCGGAGCGUGAGCAGGGUGGUAGGUGGUGAGGGUACUCACUCGGGGACAGGCGGUUCCAAGGGGUUGCUGGAUGGCGAGACAAUAUCGACGAGCGACCUAAAUUUCGUCAUCGACGGAAACAUGGUGCAUAUCGCGGAAUCGACCAUCGGGCGUCGCUACGCCGGUUGGUUCAUAAAAAACACCGAACGGGCCCAGCGUAUCUUUGACGAUCUGCGGAAUAUGCCUCUACCUCAAGCAAAAUUGACCGCUUCGGGGGCGACCCCGGCUCCUACAGGCGCACACGGGGGUGACGGAGGUAGGCAACAGCAGGAUGGUAGACGAGGCGGUCAGAGAGUCGCAUGGGGAGGUGUGAAGGUGGGUGCAUAG